Sebastes umbrosus (honeycomb rockfish) is the source of this 456-nucleotide messenger RNA. RefSeq names its product ribosomal protein S21 (gene rps21). The record is from RefSeq and is a predicted model, not a curated record. Gene Ontology annotation, molecular function: structural constituent of ribosome. Gene Ontology annotation, cellular component: ribosome; cytosolic small ribosomal subunit. Lineage: Eukaryota; Metazoa; Chordata; Actinopteri; Perciformes; Sebastidae. Bases 149 to 400 code for a protein of 83 amino acids. Gene Ontology annotation, biological process: endonucleolytic cleavage in ITS1 to separate SSU-rRNA from 5.8S rRNA and LSU-rRNA from tricistronic rRNA transcript (SSU-rRNA, 5.8S rRNA, LSU-rRNA); translation; endonucleolytic cleavage to generate mature 3'-end of SSU-rRNA from (SSU-rRNA, 5.8S rRNA, LSU-rRNA). The transcript is spliced from 6 exons.
GUCAGCAGCGCUCUCUUUCCUGUCGGCCAUCAGUCCUGAAGGUGCGUGUCUGAGCAGCGCUCCUCUAAAACAUCUAAAACUCGUCUUCUUCCAUAAACAGCCGAGAUCUACUGCAAUUUGUAGGCGACUACCUGUUCAACCUGUCAACAUGCAGAACGACGCUGGUGAAUUUGUGGACCUUUACGUCCCACGUAAAUGCUCUGCUAGCAACAGAAUCAUUGGAGCGAAGGACCACGCCUCCAUCCAGAUCAACAUUGCUGAGGUGGACAAGGUGACCGGUCGCUUCAAUGGUCAGUUCAAGACCUACGCCAUCUGUGGCGCCAUCCGCAGGAUGGGCGAGUCUGAUGACUCCAUCCUGAGGCUGGCAAAGAAUGACACUGUUGUCGCAAAGACCCUCUAAGUGUGACGCUGGAGAAGUGGAAACUUUGUAAAAAAUAAAAUGAAAAAAAAAAAAAA